Salarias fasciatus (jewelled blenny) is the source of this 4296-nucleotide messenger RNA. RefSeq names its product DLEC1 cilia and flagella associated protein (gene dlec1). NCBI's taxonomy places the organism in Eukaryota, Metazoa, Chordata, Actinopteri, Blenniiformes, Blenniidae. Gene Ontology annotation, biological process: negative regulation of cell population proliferation. The record is from RefSeq and is a predicted model, not a curated record. Gene Ontology annotation, molecular function: tubulin binding. Gene Ontology annotation, cellular component: cytoplasm; cilium. The transcript is spliced from 32 exons. Bases 261 to 4235 code for a protein of 1324 amino acids.
UGAACACAUGCUCAUUUGCUGUCGUGUUUGUGUUCUUCCUCUCUGAAAGCUCGACUGAUGAUCCUGUACCCAUUUUCCAAGCACAACCUCCAGUGGUGGUUUUCACUGACUACAGCGUUGGGAAUGUCUAUGAGACUACGCUGGAACUGAAGAACCUGACUUCGUCAAGCCGCCACGUGCACGUCAUUCCUCCCACCACUCCUUACUUCUCCAUCGGACUGGGAAGAUUCCCCGGUGAGGGUGGCAUUGUGGCUCCAGGAAUGAGCUGCAAGUACACGCUGCGCUUUGCCCCGGAUUCCCUGGCAGACUACACAGAUUUCUUGGUGGUGGAGACGCAGACGGAGCACCUGUUCGCGGUGCCCAUCGAGGCAGCGAGGCCUCCCCCCGUACUCACACUACCAAGAGUGCUCGACUGCGGUUACUGCCUGAUCGGAGGAGUGAAGUUUGUUGAGUUCCUCUGCCAGAACGUUGGUCUCAGCACUGGGAUGUUUUGCAUCAUUCCCAAGAGCCAGUGGCCAGCUUCAAAUCUAAGGUCGGUGGCCAGAUCGUACUUUUCAGAGCAGCCGCCUUUUGCAGUCAGUCCUUCCAUCUUUAAGCUGCAGCCAGGAGAGGCCAUUGUCGUGGAGGUGGUUUUCUUUCCCAGUACUGCAGAGAAGAGCUGUCAGGUUUUCACUGUAGUUUGCGACAACUGCCAGGUGAAAGACAUUUCCAUCGAAGGUGAGGGCCAGCUGGUUGCCGUUGAGCUGGUGUCUGUCUCUGGGAAGCAGGAGCCACCUGCACUGGGAGAGAUGCACGACCUCACCGCCGAGCACUUUGUCCGUUUUAGUCCGAGCAACCCUCACUCUGCGCAGCAGAAGAAGAUCGUUAUCAGAAACAAUGUCCACUUGGAGCUGCCUUUCUUCUGGCAGGUCAUGAAACCCAAUUUGCACCCUCUGCUUCCAGGGGAAUCCCCCGAAUUGUCCCAUAUCCAGUUCCACCUGGCCACGGACGACGUUUUCCACGUCAGCCCCUCUGCAGGCACGCUGGCUCCCUGUCAGGACCGAGAGUUCCUCUUUACAUUCUGUCCUAAAGACCUGAAGGAAUACCACAGUGUGUGUCAUUUAGUCCUGAGGGACGUGCCUCAGCUGCCACCAGAGCCCAGUGAGAGCAGUGUCCUUCAGCCCGUCCAGACUGGCUCAAAGCUCAGGAAUGUCAUCGUCAUGGAGAUAGAGGUCAAGGGGUCAACAGAGCCGUUCCAGAUCCUGCUGGAGCCGUACGCUGUGGUGAUUCCCGGAGAGGUUUUCAUUUGUACGACCAUUCGAAGGAAGUUUAAGAUGUGGAACCACAGCAGAAACUCCAUCAUGUUUGAGUGGGAGAAGCUGAACAGCAGCAGCCACUUCAUGGAAGUAGAGCCAUCUACUGGCAAAAUAGAGGAGAACGAGUGUUUUGAUUUUGAUCUCAUCGUGACUGGAGAGAAACCAGAGAGCGCUGUGACCAGUUUGGUUUGCCGCAUAGAGCACCAGCACGAACCCGUCACUUUGCCUGUCAAAGUCUCCUUUAAAGGUCCCACAGUGACAGUCAGUGUCCCCAGUGUGGACUUCGGCCUCGUGAGGCUUGGAGAACAGGCUCAGACGACUCUUCUUCUCAGCAACCCGACACAGCUGGAGGCCUUCUGGGAGCUGAAGGAGAGGCUUUAUAGCCCCGACAGCCAUCCAGACUCACAGAUCUCACUGGAGCCGUGUAGAGGUGUGUUGCCCCCCUGCGCCUCUUGCUGUGUGGAUGUUGUCUUCAAGCCGCGACACUGCCUGCAGCUGGAGACAGAGCUGGAGCUGAACGUGGAGAAUGGCACUGGAUGUCACCUGUCGGUGCGAGCGGUUGUGCAGUCUCCACAGGUGUGUCUGCUCAGCAGCGAGCUGGUCUUCUCUGAGCUUUACGCCGGCGUUCCCGCCGAGGGCACCGUGACGCUCUUCAACCAGACCCUGCUGCCGUCACGCUUCAGUUGGAGGACCCAGCUGCAGGGCGAACAAGCCUCGAUGUGCACGGCCUCUUUUGACCCCUGCUCUGCUACUCUGGGGCCGAAUGCCAGCAUGGAGGUCACAGUUCACUUCACUUCUCAAACAGACCUGGAAAUAACUGAUGUGGCUGCACUCUGUGAGGUCCAGGGGAUCAACUCUCCUCUUGUCGUUGCUAUUAUGGCUCCUAAACCUAAAACACUCAGUGUUUCAUACUCUUUACCAAGUUCUGGAUCCCUUCAGGAUAAUCGGAGUCCCUCUCCACUGGUACUUGACUUUGGGGAUGUUAUUUUAAAAAAGGCUGUCACCAAACAGCUACUGUUGACCAACCAAAGCGCCAUCGCCGCUCCCUUUACCAUAUCGGCAGAGUACUUCACCAGCUGCGUCUCAGCACAAACCAACCGGUCAGAGGGAAGAUUCAACUAUGUCAAGAAUCCAAUUCACGCUGUUCAAGCCAAAAAAGUAGAAGAAAAAGCUUAUGAAGAGUUUGUGAGCAGCCUGCUGGCUCAUGGAAAAGGUGCCGUUUUCUUCGUACAGCCGGACACGGGAACGCUCAAACCCUUUGAAACCCAGACUGUGGACGUGACGGCCCACACUGACAUGUGGGGGGAAUACAGAGAUCAGCUCAUCUGCAAAGUGGGGGAACUCGACGCUGUGCUCAUUCCAAUGCAGAUGACAGUCACAGGCUGUCCGCUCUAUUUCCAGAUGACAGGCCGUCAAACAGAUGACCAGCGCCAGGGACCAAUCAUACACUUCGGCACUCACACGUCUGGAGGUGACACCGUGUCUCGGUCUCUGCGAAUCAACAAUCCGACCAUGUUUGAUGUUCGUGUGGACUGGGAGACGUACAACAUCGAGCCGAACGACUGUAAACUGCUGGAUGUCGUGGUGUCGUACGGAGACGCUUUCCCACUCAAGGAUGCCGAUGGCAAUGAAACGCUGAGCGGCGCUUUGGGGCUCUCCGGUGAAAACGUUCAGUCUGGAUGGAAAAAGACUCAUAACUCAGGUUGUGAGGAAACAAGUUCUCCUCUCCAGAGCACAACAGAUCUGGAGGAGGAGGAGGAAUUUAUUUCUGAGGAGGAAGAGGAAGCUUAUCUUUAUCCUUCUUCUGCUGAGAAAAAACUCAUAUCUGUCCACAUCAGGCCUCACAUGGGCACCCUCUCAGAUUACCCAUACUGCAUCACACCACAACAAAUAGUGAUUCCAUCAAAGAGCAGUGGCGUCAUCCAUGUAUCUUUCACCCCUCUGACUCUUUCUGGCUCUGCUUGUGAGACCAGAUGCGCAGGCCUUGCUGUUGGUUUUAUGAGCCUCGACCAUGAGAUGGCUGCUUGCAUCCCAGGCAAAGUUAAAAGGUCUCAGGGUUUAGAUUUAGAGCCUGUCAAGAUGGAUCUACUAGCAGCCGUUAAACCUGCAGCGCUGCUGGUGCAGAUGGAGGAGGACGACGGGGCGCUGGAGUUUCACGCCACGGCCGGUGAUUUACUGAGGGCAGGAGCAGACAAGGAGCUCUUAGUGCAGGAAUUUGACACCGUGCGGAGCUUUCGGCUCCAGAACUCCUCAGAGAUGCCUCUUCACUUCCGACUGGGGACUCAGUCUCCGUUUUCAGUGCUCAAGCUGCAGCCACGAGCCAGGACCAGCACCUCUAGCAACCCUCCGACUGGCGAUAAGCAGUCCCUGGUGCUCCAGCCUCAACACAGCAUGCGGGUGAGAGUGGCCUUCCACUGUUCCCUGCCUCUCCUGGACCACGGGGACCAGACAGAUGAGCAAAUGCCUCCUGGUGUCACGCUUACCCACAGUGCCAGUGGGCACAAGAGGCUGAAGUUUCAACAAAACCUCCUGAUCCACUACAGCAACAACACCAUUCAGUCAGUGCCUCUCUGUGCCUUGCUGGAUCUAUCGACGCUGCAUUUGUCCUGUGAAAAAAUCAACUUUGAGGUCUGCUGUGUGGGACAGACCCGAACCAGACAAGUGAAUCUCUGCUGCUCUGGGGCUCACACCUACUGGACGUCAGAGUUUCGUGGAGAGGAUUCCACUGCGUUCAGAAUGAGUCCAGACUUCGGGCUGCUCAGGUCCAAAGAGCUUCAUGUCAGCCAAAAUCUUCAGAUCAGCUUCACUCCCAGUGAGGACAGAGAGUUCAGGGCCUCGGUUGUUAUCCAGUCUCCUCUGGUGAAGACCCCCCUGACGCUGCAGCUCACAGGAACAGGAUCGUUUGAUCAAGUGUACAGGACUGAAUUUAUGCCUUCAUAACAUCACGAAAGCAAUCACAUUUGUUUUUUUUUUUAUUGCAAUAAAUGCAAAGAAGAACUUG